AUGUUGCAGGAGGGCGGCGAGUCGUGGCAGGAGGCUGGCCGCCGCCUCACGCUGUACGGGCGCGCCGCCAAGUUCCGGAGACAGAAGAAGGCCGCCAAGACGCUCGGCAUCGUCGUGGGCGGCUUCCUGCUCUGCUGGUUCCCCUUCUUCCUCAUCCUGCCCAUCGACGCGUCGUGCUCGUCGUGCGACCUGUCCGGCGCGCCGUUCACGUUCGCCUUCUGGCUGGGCUACUUCAACAGCUGCAUCAACCCGUUCAUCUACGCGUGCUCGUCGCGCGAGCUGCGGCGCGCCUUCCGCGCCACCCUCUGCUGCGCCUGCCGCGGGAGGCGGGCCGCCGGAGGUGGCGCCACCGGCGCUGGUGGCGCCUCCCGAAACCACGACGAUAAGCUGCGGCGCUCCCCGUGA
Molecule: messenger RNA, 405 nt
Organism: Schistocerca gregaria
Lineage: Eukaryota; Metazoa; Arthropoda; Insecta; Orthoptera; Acrididae
Product: alpha-1B adrenergic receptor-like
Exons: 2
Coding region: 1-405 (134 amino acids)
Biological process (GO): phospholipase C-activating G protein-coupled receptor signaling pathway; adenylate cyclase-activating adrenergic receptor signaling pathway; cell-cell signaling
Cellular component (GO): membrane
Molecular function (GO): melanocortin receptor activity; alpha1-adrenergic receptor activity
Source: RefSeq, a predicted model, not a curated record